AUCUUAAAGUAGCAUUUCAACAGAAAUUAAUACGACGUUCUCGUGCUUUAAGUUACGCUGAAAUAUACAUCAUAAAUAAUAACUAAAGAAACUAUGUAACAGUUAUGAGCAUGAGUUGAAAAGCUAUUGUACGCUUUGCUAUAUAAACUCAUUCCGCUUAAAUUGUUCAAACAUAUUGUACAGUUCGCUUUGGCUUGACAACUGUAAUAUCUACGAACUAAAGCACCUACCAACCAAACCGUUAUCAAUUCGUUUUUAGUUGCAAAGUACUUAUUUGAAAUUAGACCUUAAAUCUUCAAUUUUAUAUAAUCGUAUUUGCAACUCGAAAAUGUUUGGCAAAUCCUUUGCAUUUUCGUGGCUAUCGAUCACCGGUGUUCGCAAUAUUCUGAUUGCUUUUCUGGCGAUAUGUUGUCUACCGUUUGGCAGCGCUGAUAGCAGCAGUUCCGAGGAGCAUCAUCACCGGCAUCGAGCAUUCCCAGCGUUAGCGCCUAUUUUGCCGGUGUUACCUAGUCGCACCGCGGCACCGGUUAUCCAACUCAAACCGCCAACACGAGACUGUGUCUGUGUACCCGAAAAAGUGCGAAGCAGCAUUAAAGAUUUCCAUCCGGAUCGUGAUGUGGAAAUCACCGGAAAUGUUCCUGAUGUGCAUCAUGUGCCAGCAAUAAGCUAUCCGACAAUUGUGGACUUGUAUCCCGUACAACAUCACCGCCGUUUUUACGAAUCAAGCUCCAAACCCAAAUCCUACAGCGAUAAACAAAUUCAGCAGUCGGAUGAUGCCGACAAACUCUAUGCAGAUCGCCAUCCACACAAGUCAAUCGGCAUUGAACUCAACACUGAAGUCCACCAACACAGCCAUUUUGCGGGACCCGAAAGGAAAGUACCGACCGGCAAAGGUGACCAUAAAGAACAAACGGAAGUCAGCUCCAAGGAGAAAGAAAAGAGCAACGUCACUAAAGAACACUCGAAAGAUCCAGUGAGGAUCGAUGUGAAUCUGAUUCCGAUCGCUCACAACAAGGACACGGUCUAUCAUCCGCAAAACAGGUAUCCGGUACACACUCCGCAUAUUCGUGGUCAUCAUUACCAACCGGCCUAUCACGACUACAAAUCACACAUGGCCUAUUAAAGGGCACUGAUUUAACCGUGGGCACUUGGCAGUUCCAUGCUCAACAUGCAUAUGUUCGUCGUUGUUCUGCUUUUCUAUUUCGCAAACUUUUACCUGAUUAUUUAUACAUGUACAAGCAUUACGAUCACGAGUGCACGGCGUGCUUUUGUGCUAAUACGCGAUUAAUGAUGUCCAGCGAAUCUGUUAUAGUUUCUAGUGUUAUACUGAAAGAAAAACUAAAACUUUUGGCCUAAAUGCAUAAAGUCGUGCAA
Molecule: messenger RNA, 1374 nt
Organism: Paramacrobiotus metropolitanus
Lineage: Eukaryota; Metazoa; Tardigrada; Eutardigrada; Parachela; Macrobiotidae
Exons: 2
Coding region: 329-1123 (264 amino acids)
Source: RefSeq, a predicted model, not a curated record